Rhagoletis pomonella (apple maggot) is the source of this 591-nucleotide messenger RNA. RefSeq lists its product as uncharacterized. Lineage: Eukaryota; Metazoa; Arthropoda; Insecta; Diptera; Tephritidae. The record is from RefSeq and is a predicted model, not a curated record.
UCUGAACUCUUCAUUUUGUUGGAGCAGAAUUGCAGCUCGAGUACACCACCGGAUGUUAUAGCACCCCAUACCAUCACAUUUCCGCCUCCAAAAUUUCGUCGGGGGAAAACUCGACGUUCUUUACAAGACCAAUCAGUUGCCAUAUUUUUACUAGCGAAUUCCAUACGAGCGACUUUGUGGCGUGGCAAAAGACAUGGAGCUGGUACCAUUCUACCGUACUCGAGCUGCUUAGUGCGUUUUAAAGCCCUCCAAAUUGUUUGCCGAUUUACGGGAACUGAACAUUUUGUUGCUAGCUUCUGGCAACUAAUAGUUGAAUUACUAGCGACACGUGCAAUUAUUCUUUCAUCGCGACUGGUCAAUUUUCUUUUCCGCCCGCCUGCCUUUUUGAUCCCGUAUUCAUCUUAUUUUCGUAAAAAACAAGAAACCAGCCCGUGGGAUCUUCCAAUCUUCGAAGCAAUAUCGCGUAUACCGAAACCUUGCUCAACUAGAACCGUAAUUCGACCCUUUUCAAAUUCGUUCAAUGGUUUACCGCGAGGCAUAUCGACGAGAAUAUUCAUUAGUAAGCAAUCAAAAAUAAGUAAUGACAUUUAC